GCUGCCGGAAGCGCGCGGAGCAUGGCGACACGGGCCAAGCGCGCGCGGCGGAGUGGAGGCCGGCAGGCUGGGGCGCCGGCGGGUUCCCUCGGCCCCUGCGUCGCUCUCCGGCGUCCUUCCACCGCCGUCGAGGCCCCGCGCGCGUCCUCCCAGGUGGCGCGGGGCGCGGGCGGCAGCGAGCACGACCCGGAUCCCGUAGCCGGCUUCCUGAGCUGGUGCGGACGGGUGGGGCUGCAGCUGAGUCCCAAGGUGGCGGUGAGCAGGCAAGGCACGGUGGCCGGCUACGGAAUGGUGGCCCGGGAAAGCGUGCAGCCGGGGGAGUUGCUGUUCGCGGUGCCUCGGGCCGCGCUCUUGUCGCCGCAGACCUGCUCGAUCGGCGGCCUUCUGGAGCAAGAGCAAGACGCGCUGCAGAGCCAGUCGGGUUGGGUGCCGCUGUUGCUGGCGCUGCUCCACGAACUGCAGGCCCCAGCCUCACGUUGGAGCCCCUAUUUUGCUCUCUGGCCGGAGCUGGGCCGUCUGGAGCACCCAAUGUUCUGGCCUGAGGAGGAGCGGCGGCGCCUGCUGCAGGGUACCGGUGUCCCUGAGGCUGUGGACAAGGACCUGGCGAACAUCCGCAGCGAGUACUACGCCAUCGUGCUGCCCUUCAUGGAGGCCCAUCCAGAUCUGUUCGGUCCCAGUGUCCGCUCCCUGGAACUCUAUCGCCAGCUAGUGGCCCUUGUGAUGGCCUAUAGUUUUCAGGAACCCCUGGAGGAAGAGGAAGAGGAAAAGGAACCAAACUCCCCAUUGAUGGUGCCUGGCGCUGACAUACUAAACCACUUAGCCAAUCACAAUGCCAAUCUAGAGUACUCUGCAGAUUACCUUAGGAUGGUGGCCACUCGAUCCAUUCCCAAAGGCCAUGAGAUUUUCAACACUUACGGGCAGAUGGCUAAUUGGCAGCUGAUUCACAUGUACGGUUUUGUUGAGCCAUAUCCUGACAACACAGAUGACACAGCUGACAUUCAGAUGGUGACUGUUCGUGAAGCAGCCUUACAGGGAGUGAAGGGGGAAGCUGAAAGGCUCCUCUUAUUGGAACGCUGGGAUUUCUUAUGCAAACUGGAGAUGGUAGGGGAAGAGGGUGCGUUUGUGAUUGGGCGUGAGAUGGUGCUGACUGAAGAAGAGCUGACCACCACACUCAAGGUACUGUGUAUGCCUGCUGAGCAGUUCAGAGCCCUUAAGGACCAGGAUGGAUGGGGACAGAAUGAAAGGGAAGAGGACAACAUGACAAUCGCCAGUAUCCCCAAACUCAAAGCAUCGUGGAAACAGCUGCUUCGAGACAGUGUUCUGUUGACCCUGCAGACCUAUGCCACAGACUUAAAAACUGAGCAAGACAUCCUCAGUAACAAGGUGGCCUAUGCCAAACUCAGCUGGAGGGAGCAGCAGGCUCUACAAGUUCGCUAUGGGCAGAAGAUGAUCUUACAUCAGUUGCUGGUGCUGACAAGUUAGCUCCUGCUGCCUGAAGGUAAAGCAAUAAGACUAUUACUAGCUGUUAAAAGGGAAAGUAACAGUGACAUUAAUUUGAAAGUAAGGGUGACAUGUUUAAGGAUGGUCAGCAGACUUGGGCAUCAUAGCUGUUACUUAAGAUGACCUGGGGUAGGGCAGAGACAAGUCUCACUACCUGUGAUCAGCUUAUCUUUGCCACAUCCUCAAGGUGCUGGGGCUCUGGGCAUUAUCAUGGCCAGCUAGCUACAACAGAAGUCAGCAAAGAUGGUAUUAACAGCCUAAGAGAGCAUGGGACUUUGGAGGAAGACAUCUACUGUGGAACACUCACUCUACCUUUUUUUGAAGCCCCCAUUUCCUGGAGAGGACUUAAAGCUAUAUAAUCAGCACUGGAUUGGAUCACUGGUUGCUGUACCUAUAGCUUCUGCUGACUUAGCAGUCUGAGGUCUGUGCUAGGUGGUACAGCUUGCCCUUCAAGAAGAAACCCAAAGACAUUAAAAGUUCACUGGCAACAAACUUUAAUCCUGAAACUGUCUUCCUUCUAGCCAUAAAACUUGGUGACUAUUAAAGGUAAUGGUAAACACAACAUUAUUAGUGCCAGGAAUCAAACUCAGGGCCUCCCACUUGCCAGGUAGGCGUUGUGCUGCUGAGCUACAUCCCUACUCAGAGAUCUAGUUUUAGUAUCUAUUUAAAAGAAAACAGAGGGCUGGCGAGAUGGCUCAGUGGUCUAAAGCACCUACUUAGAACAAGCU
Messenger RNA from Octodon degus (degu), 2228 nucleotides. RefSeq names its product SET domain containing 6 (gene Setd6). NCBI's taxonomy places the organism in Eukaryota, Metazoa, Chordata, Mammalia, Rodentia, Octodontidae. The record is from RefSeq and is a predicted model, not a curated record. Gene Ontology annotation, molecular function: protein-lysine N-methyltransferase activity; protein binding. The transcript is spliced from 8 exons. Gene Ontology annotation, cellular component: nucleus. The coding region runs from base 22 to 1482 and encodes 486 amino acids. Gene Ontology annotation, biological process: peptidyl-lysine monomethylation.